This is a messenger RNA of Hibiscus syriacus, 721 nucleotides long. RefSeq names its product 40S ribosomal protein S19-3-like. Gene Ontology annotation, biological process: translation; ribosomal small subunit assembly. The transcript is spliced from 4 exons. The coding region runs from base 154 to 549 and encodes 131 amino acids. Gene Ontology annotation, molecular function: RNA binding; structural constituent of ribosome. The record is from RefSeq and is a predicted model, not a curated record. Gene Ontology annotation, cellular component: ribosome; cytosolic small ribosomal subunit. Lineage: Eukaryota; Viridiplantae; Streptophyta; Magnoliopsida; Malvales; Malvaceae.
CCCUAGCUCCCUUCAAAUCUUAUAUAUUGCCUUCUCUCCUCUAGGGCCGCUCCAAGCGUAUUUGGAUACAUCGAAGGAGCGAUCUCUGCCGAAGCAGACAGACAAAUACACAGAAAAUGGAGGCAGCCAGAACAGUUAAGGACGUUUCCCCUCAUGACUUCGUCAAGGCUUACGCCGCCCAUCUCAAGCGCGUUCCGGCAAGAUCGAGCUUCCCCGUGGACUGAUAUUGUCAAGACUGGUAAGCCCAGGGCGCUUCCUCCCUAUUACCCUGAUUGGUACUAUAUCAGAGCUGCUUCCAUAGCAAGGAAGAUAUACUUGAGGGGAGGUCUUGGUGUCGGUGCCUUUAGGAGGAUUUAUGGAGGGUCUAAGAGAAAUGGAAGUUGCCCGCGACAUUUCUGCAAGAGCAGUGGAUCGGUUUCCCGUCACAUUCUUCAGCAAUUGCGGGAUGUGAACAUCAUUGAUAUCGAUCCUAAAGGUGGAAGGAGAAUCACGUCAAAUGGACAGCGUGAUCUGGACCAUGUAGCCGGAAGGAUUGCAGUUGCCAUCUGAUAACUUUCAGGAGAGCUGUUAUUGGAGGUUUUGUUUAUCAAUUUUCGUGUUGGUAUAACAAGUGUGUCUGUGAAUCGUUUUAAUUUAGUUUUGAGAAACAAUGUAGGGCGUGAUAACUUUGAUCAUGGUGAACCUUUGAAUUCCAAUGAAAUGUUGCAUCGUUAAGUAGCCC